This is a messenger RNA of Salmo salar (Atlantic salmon), 2460 nucleotides long. The record is from RefSeq and is a predicted model, not a curated record. Lineage: Eukaryota; Metazoa; Chordata; Actinopteri; Salmoniformes; Salmonidae.
CUGCUGAGUGGAUUAAAGAUGGGGGAGCAAGGUGAUUGGCUGGAGGAUAACAGAGGAGACUGGGUAGCCGUCUUGGAUUCCCAGACCGGUGCGGCCAAGGGCCCGCAGGACGAUAUCACUGAGCAGGCCAGGACCAGAGGCGACAUAGUAGAGUCUGCAGUCCAUGAAGACUUGCUGAUAUCCGGUGUUACUGGCGGGAGAGACUGGACCUCUGAAGCAGCUGAUCACAAACCCUGGCACCAGAUCAGGAACAUGGAUCAGGAGCCAUCGCUCUUCCUUCCAGAGUCAGAACCCAACCGUGAGGAACAGAGACUCCACCACAACCACUACACAGAACACAACCAGUGGACAGGAGGACUAAACAACCUCAGUCCUGUUGGUCAUCAGAGAGACAGAGGCUCCGGUCAGCAAUCCAUUAUGCAGCCCAGACCCUUCUCGUCACGGUCUCAGUGCAGUGAUGAAGCAGGGCCUGGGGCUGAUAGAGAUAGACCCUCCUGUUCCUAUGAUUCAAACACCACAGUAUCCAUGAUGAACAGAGCAGGUCACCCUGGGCUUCAGCCUUCACAGAGAGUGGUGGGAGACCCCCCUGGUGCGAGUCUAACAGGAAGUCUGUCUUCUCCUUCAGGGUCUCAUCUAAUGCCCGGUGACUGGGUUCAUAGAAGGCCUGGUCCUGGGUCUAGCCUUCCUCAGUUACCUCAGGGUUACCCCACCAAUACAGACAGGGUCAGGAUGGGUGUUCACCACAAGAGGUAUCUAGCCUAUAACACAUCACACAAUCCCAACAACACCCAAACAAUGGCUAGAGGUCAAGGAGGGAGCUCAAAGACUAACCAAUUGAGGGUGGCGACUCCCGUUUCUACCUCUGGUGUCAUUGGGUCACAACGUGGGAGGCCGAGCAUUAGGACGGAUGCCGACAAGCCGUACGCCUGCCCCACGUGUGGGAAGCGCUUUACUGAGGCGAACUAUGUGAAGCAGCACCAGACCGUUCACACCCUUCAAGUGCAGACUAAACUACAAGAGCUUAUCAGACAUAGGAGUGUCCACAACGGGGAGAAAUCGUAGCAGUGUGUCUUCAGAUGUACGCAGGGGAUGUCAGGGAGUCAUUCUUUAGCUGACAUAGUUAUAGUUAUCAUGUGAAGUGUCUUGGGGUAAGAGUGUAAUUAACAACAUACCCCCUCAUUAACACUUUGUUAACUUGUUUUUAAGAGACAGUACAUCUAGGCUAGAACAAGGACAGUUGAAUAUUUACCUUACUGAGGUGAUGUCGAUGGAAUAAAGUAAUUCUAUUAUUUUCUACUAUAUUCUUGCUAACACACUGUUCUUUCUAAACAAGUCUGCACUCAGCUUGAAAGAUACUGAUCAUAAGAGAUUUGAUGUGUAAUGUAAUAAGCAGUACCGUAUUUCAAAGAACAGCGUAAAUAACUUUUUCAUUUAACCACACCCUUUGAACUAUUACGCCAACCAAUAAAGACCACAGCCUUAACUUGUGGAUUAUGGAGAGUCUAUGCUAAUGGUGCCACGUCAGACACCCUACUCACUUGCACAGGUUCACCACAAGGGUGUCACCCCUCCUUUUUAUUUUCUACACCAAUGACUGAGGGCCCACGCCAACUGCCAUUUUGUGAAGUUUGCCGAUGACUCAGUCCUCCGGUCACUCCUCUCAAGAGCCUGACCAUGGCCCAGCCAUCCAGGACUUCAUUGCCUGGUGUGGCAGUACGCUGCUGGAGUUGAAUGUCUUUAAGACAAAAUACAAUUAUUGUCGACUUCAGGAGGAAGCCCGCCAGUACGAUGAUCAUUGAUGGAGAGGAGGUGGACAAUGUGGACCAGUAUAAAUAUCUUGGCAACAUCUUUGAUAACACCCGGAAGUUUGAGCAAAACACAGACGACCAUCAUCAAAAUAGCAGACACAAUACUUCCUCAGGAAACUGAACUCAUUAAGUGUCCACAAAUCAAUAUUGCAAUCCUUUUUACAGUUCUUUCAUCGAGAGCAUUCUGUGUUGUCCUUCGUAUGCUGGUUUACAUCCCUCUCUGUCAAGAACAGAUACUGCCUUCAAGCCAUUGUGAACACCUGCUCAAAGAUCACCGGGCUGCCUUUCAGAAGUCUGGCCUCAUUCUUUGAGCAGCAUGCCAGGACGAAAGCCUAUGACAUUGUGGGGGAGAGCACCGUGUCCUCAACCCGCAGUUCCAUCUGCUCCCCUUUGGGACGUUGCCUGUGCUUUCUCAAGUGUUCCACCAAUAGGCGCAGGGCGUUGUUUGUGCCCGAGGCCAAUCGCCUGGUUAACAGGACAAUUAAUGAAGACCUAGGGACUAUUCUGGAGAUAAUUAAUGGCAGGGCUAUACUAAGAACUGUGGCUACCAUGGACUUAAAAUGGCACCAUGCACUUUUAACUGAUGCCUUAGUUGUUUUUUUAUGUCUCUUACAUGUAAAAAAAAAAUAAAAAAUAUUAAAUAAAAAAGUGU